This is a messenger RNA of Chenopodium quinoa (quinoa), 1977 nucleotides long. RefSeq lists its product as uncharacterized. The coding region runs from base 1 to 1977 and encodes 658 amino acids. NCBI's taxonomy places the organism in Eukaryota, Viridiplantae, Streptophyta, Magnoliopsida, Caryophyllales, Amaranthaceae. Gene Ontology annotation, biological process: DNA transposition. The transcript has 3 exons. Gene Ontology annotation, molecular function: transposase activity; DNA binding. The record is from RefSeq and is a predicted model, not a curated record.
AUGGGUGACAAGGAUAGUUUGGUUGACAUCUGCCUUAGAGUGGGAGGUGCUUUUGUCCCUAAAAGAGUAACCAAAAACAGGCAGCUGCUGUGUUGGUGUGGUGGUUGGUGUUACUGGAAGAGGAAGGUUCAAGUAUCUAAGUUGGAUGUGCAUUUGAUUAGAACAGCUGCAAUUCAUGGUUUUGUUAAUGGUGAUAUGGAUGUGCCUAUGCAUUACAGCUGUUGGUAUAGGCAGAAGGGGAAAACCUUUAACACUGGGAAAAGGGAACUAGUUAACAGUGAAGAGGUUAAGGGCCUUUUGGAGACAGUAAAUGAAGAGGGGUAUGUUGAGGUUUUUGUAACAACAGAAGCUCCUAGUCAGCCCAUACAAGAGGCCCAACCCAAUCCUGCAAAGACAAAAAAAAAGGAUAAGAAGGUAGAAAGUUCAAAUACAUCGACUAUUAGGAGGAGCCCUAGGUUUAAGAAGACAGAAACUGAACAAAGGGAGGAGAGUCCACCUAGGAAAGCCUCAGCUAAUGCUAAAGUGUUGAGGUUUGAUGAAGAAAAGGAUGAUGGAUGUGAAGGAUCUGGUUAUUCAAGUUCAGAUUUGAGUGAUGAGGGACAAGAUUGGGAACCUGGUGAAGAAGAAUUUGAUGAAGGGGAUGAGGAAUGGUAUAUUGAAGGGUCAAAGGAGAUCUUGGCCAAAGUGAACAAGAGCCUUAGGAAAGGUUUGGAGAGUGCAGUAGAUGACAGGGUUGGCAAAGAUAAGAGAGUAGAGUUGAGAAAUGAUUUGGAUGUUGGAAAACCGAAGGUGAAUCCAGAAAGUGAUGCUGAUUCAGAUGAUUCAAGGAGUUUGUGUGGAUCUGAUGAGGAACAGGACUAUGCUCCUUGGUUUAAUGCUGAUGUGGACUUUGACAACCCAAUCAAGUUGAAGUUAAAUCAGAAAUUCAGUAAUGCUUCAGUCUUGAGGAGGGCCUUAAGACUUCAUGCCAUUCAAAACAGGUAUGAGUUCUACUACUUGCAUAAUGACAGUAAAAGGAUUACAGUUCAGUGUAGAUAUAGAUGUGGCUGUGAGUUCAAUAGCUACACUUGUAGAAUGCCUGCUUGUACAUGUGUGGGGGGGGUAAAGUGUCAGUUCAAGGUGUUUGCAUCAAAACUUGUUAAGCAGCAAACUUGGCAAAUCAAAACCUUGAAUUUAGACCAUUCCUGCUUCAGAGUAAAGAAGAACAAGAUGCUUACUGCUGAAUACAUAGCAGAGAGGUAUUUAGAAGAGUUUAGGAGUAACCCUGGUUGGAGAAUUAAGGAGAUUAGGGCUAGGAUUUUGAAUGAUUUAGGAGUUGAUGUGAGUUACUAUAAGGCAUGGCUAGCUAGGUGUAGGGCAAAACUACUGAUAUUUGGUUCAGCUAGGGAGCAGUAUGCUAGGGUGUGGGAUUAUGGGAAAGCUGUGAUGAAGUACAACCCUGGUUCAGGGUGCAAUGUUGUUGUUGAUGGUAUUGACAGGCCAGAGCCACCAUUGUUCAUGAGGAUGUUCAUCUGUUUAAGGCCAUUGAGAGAUGGAUUUGCAAAGGGUUGUAGGCCUUUAAUAGGGUUGGAUGGUUGUCACCUCAAGGGUGCCUUUCCUGGGCAAAUUCUGGUGGCAGUUGCUAAGGAUGGGAAUAACAACUUGUUUCCUCUAGCUUGGGCCACAGUGGAGAUUGAAAACCAGGAAACUUGGGGUUGGUUCUUGGAAUCCCUUAUGUCAAUGUUCACACAUGAUCAAGGAGCUGGGCUGACCAUCAUGUCUGACAGGCAAAAGGGUUUGAUUAAAGCAAUGGCUGAUGUUAUUCCCAAAGCUGAGCAAAGGUUUUGUGUGAGGCAUAUUUGGGCUAACUUCAAGCUCAACUUCACUGGAUCAACCUUUAAGGAGCUGUUUUGGAGAGCAGCUAGGGCCACCACCAUUUUUGAGCAUGAAAUUGCCAUGGAGUCUAUCAAAUUCCUCGAUGAAGAAGAAAGAGAUUAG